Molecule: messenger RNA, 6671 nt
Organism: Schistocerca gregaria
Lineage: Eukaryota; Metazoa; Arthropoda; Insecta; Orthoptera; Acrididae
Gene: Oseg2
Product: intraflagellar transport protein 172 homolog
Exons: 33
Coding region: 460-5727 (1755 amino acids)
Biological process (GO): intraciliary transport
Cellular component (GO): ciliary basal body; axoneme; intraciliary transport particle B
Molecular function (GO): protein binding
Source: RefSeq, a predicted model, not a curated record
UUUCAAAGAUAUGCGAAAUAUGAAGCGAACUAGCGAAGUAUGCUAGGUCACUCAAUUGGAGAGACCGAUUUAGGAAUUAAAUGAAAUCGCUGUUGGCUCUUACAAAUAGCGAUCCACAAAACUUUCAUGGAUAUGGAAUGAGUAAAGAAAUAGAGAAGCAAUUAUUACGGACCACUUUGUGUGCUACACUGGCAUCUAGCUGUAAUCAAUGACAAUCUACAUCAAUAUUCACUAAACCUCCAUGAAGAGCAUGGCAAAAGUGUCGUCAACGAGACCUGCUAAUUUAUUCCUAAAACAUAAUUCGCUAUCGGUUACGGGAAUGUUGGCAACCAUGACGCCUUAAAGGUCGCUGAGAUUUGCAAGCGGCGCUGAGUUUGAUAUUUUGCAGGUUGAAAAGUCGCUGUAGACGGAAGAGAUGUAGAGAUUUUACUGGAAACUGUCGAUCUUAUUUGAGGAAUCAUGCAGCUGAAGCACUUACAAACAGUAACAGAGGCAGAGAACUGUGCAUCAAAGGUCCUGGCCAUUGCAUGGGCACCAAACAACAGCAAAUUUGCUUGUUGUAUGUCAGAUCGCCUCAUCCAUGUAUUUGAUGAGAAGGGUGUGAAACGUGACAGAUUCUCAACAAAACCAGUUGACUCAAAGUAUGGGAAAAAAAGCUAUGUUGUAAAAGGCAUAGCAUUUUCUCCUGAUUCCUUGAAGAUUGCUGUUGGUCAAACUGAUAACAUAAUUUUUGUUUACAAGAUUGGCAAAGACUGGGGAGAGAAGAAAGUAAUCUGUAACAAAUUCCCUCAGCAAUCAGCUGUAACAUGUUUGAUCUGGCUCACCAGUGGUCCCAUAAUUUAUGGUCUAGCUGAUGGGAAAGUACGAAUAGCUAUUGCCAAAACCAAUAAAUCACAUCCAUUGUAUAGCACAGACUCGUAUGUAAUUGCCCUUGCACCAAAUUCUCAGGGAACUGGAUUCAUCUCAGGUCAUGCAGAUGGUGCUGUUGUGCGUUACUAUGUCACAGAAGAUGGAGCAAUGGAGAAAAUGGGAAGAGUUGUGAUGCAUCCUGUUCCACCGUAUGCCUUAGCAUGGCCCAAUAAUCAUAUACUAGCUGGUGGAUCUGACAAGAAGAUCACUAUUUACAACAAAGAUGGACAGGUGGCCACACAAUUUGAUUACUUACGUGACAGUAGUGAGAAGGAUUUCACCAUUGCAUGCUGCAGCCCAAGUGGGCAGUCUGUUGUAGUUGGCAGCUUUGACAGGAUACGUGUCUAUAACUGGAGUCCUCGAAAAAUGACCUGGGAAGAGACUAAGCCUAAGGAGAUAGCUAACAUGUAUACAGUCACAGCGCUUGCAUGGAAACGUGAUGGUUCUCGAGUGGCCUGUGGAACUUUGUGUGGUGCUGUAGAGCUCUUUGAGUCUGUGCUAAAGCGAAUGGUAUGGAAAAACAAAUUUGAAAUGGCUUAUGUUGGUCCUAGUCAGGUUAUCAUAAAGCCUCUGAGUACGGAGCUGCAAGGCAUAAUUUUAAAAUCCCAGUACGGAUAUGAAAUUGAAGAUGUUCGGAUCAUGGGUGAGGAUAGUUACGUAUUUGCUCGCACUUCAGAUACAAUACUUGUUGGAGAUCUGACACGUAAUUUGUUAAGUGAAGUUGUCUGGCCAAAUACGGGGUGUCAUGAGAAAGUAUACUUUGACAAUCCUACAGUCUGUCUAAUUUUCAAUGCUGGAGAACUGAGUAUGGUUGAGUAUGGAAUCAAUGAAAUCCUUGCAUCUGUUAGAACAGAGUUUGUUAAUCCUCAUCUUGUAAGUGUACGGCUUAAUGAAAGAUGUAAAGCAUCUGAAAAUAAUAAGAAAUUGGCAUAUUUGCUAGAUCUGAAGACAAUUUGCAUAUUGGAUCUUGUGAGUGGUGCUACAAUAGGUCAGCUGAGUCAUGACUCCAAGAUUAACUGGUUAGAACUGAAUGAAACAGGCCGCAAGCUUCUUUUCCGAGACAAAAAGAUGAGGCUAAAUAUUUUUGAUAUUCCAUCAACAACAAAGUCAUCCAUACUGAAUUACUGCACAUUUGUUCAGUGGGUCGUGGAUAGCGAUGUUGUUGUAGCCCAGUCUAGAAACAACAUGUGUAUUUGGUACAACAUUGAUGUUCCAGAACAAGUCACACUAAUUACAAUAAAAGGAGAAAUUGUUGAAAUUGUCAGGAUGGAUGGAAAAACAGAGGUUGUUGUACAAGAAGGGAGUCAUCAGCUUGGUUAUGAACUUGAUGAGGGACUCGUUGAAUUUGGGACUGCCUUGCAUGAUAAUGACUUUAUAAGAGCCAUUACAUUUUUAGAAAACUUGGGAGAUAAACCAGAAGCUGAAGGAAUGUGGACAAAUCUUGCCAAUAUAGCAGUUGCUGAGAAUAAUUUAAAAAUAGCACAAAGAUGCUAUGCAGCAUUAGGUGAUGUGGCAUGCAGUCAUUUCCUCAAGGAAACCAUAACAACAGCUGAAAACUAUGCCAAAGAGUAUGGUGGUAAUGGAAUGCAGUGUCCUGAUGUGUUGGCUCGUAUGGCAAUGUUCAAUAAAACAUUCAAAGAAGCUGAAGCCAUAUAUAUUGAACACAACAAUCUCGACAAAGCAAUUGAAAUGUACCAGAAACUUCACAAAUGGGAUGAAGCUCUUGAGCUAGCAGAAAUGAAGAGACAUCCUAAGUCUGAAGAAUUACGUAACAAGUAUAUGAAAUGGUUAUUGGAAUCAAAACAGGAAGACAAAGCUGGAGAAAUUAAAGAAAGAGAAGGAGACUAUGAAACUGCACUUAACUUGUAUUUGAAAUCUAAUAUGCCUGCCAAAGCCUCCAGAUUGUUGCAGAAUAAUUAUGAACUGCUACAAAAUGAAGAAAUUGUUUCAAGAGUGAUCUCUGCUUUAGUGAAAGCUCAAUUGUAUGAGCAAGCUGGUGAUCUGUGUGAGAAAGUAAAUGACACAGAAAAAGCCUUCCAGUACUACAGAAGAGGAAAUGCAUUUGCGAAAGCUAUUGAAUUGGCACGAUAUGUAGCACCAUCAGAUGUCAUUAUUUUGGAAGAGCAGUGGGGUGACUUCCUUGUUUCAAAUAAGCAGUUAGAUGCAGCUAUAAAUCAUUAUAUAGAAGCAGGCAAAACCUUAAAGGCACUGCAAGCAGCUAUGGACGGAAAGCAGUGGAGAAAAGCUGUACAGAUAAUUCAGGUAAUUGAUGAUACAGAAGCAGUUUCCAAACACUAUGCAACAUUAGCACAACAUUUUGUUUCAAUGAGGGACUUCUCAACAGCUGAACAAAUGUUUCUUCAAGCUGGUAUGUUCCAGGAGGCAAUAGAUAUGUACAAUCAAGCAGGUGAAUGGGAAAUGGCUCAUCGUUUGGCUACUAAGUACUUAGACUCAGAGAAAGUGUCUCUCAUGUAUAUCAACCAGGCAAAAGAUAUGGAGAAACAAGGAAAACUAAAAGAAGCAGAGAAACUGUAUCUCUCUGUAUCUGAACCAGAUGCUGCCAUCUCUAUGUACAAGAAACAUCAACAGUAUGAUCAGAUGAUGCGUUUAGUGACGCAGCAUCAUCCUGACCUUGUGCAAACCACGCACCUGCAUUUGGCACAGCAACUUGAAGGUGAAGGUGCCUUUAAAAGUUCUGAACAACACUACAUAUCUGCAGGAGAAUGGAAAAGCGCUGUUAACAUGUAUCGUAAUGCUGGAAUGUGGGAUGAUGCUUUUCGGGUAGCAAAAAAUCAUGGUGGUGUCCAAGCCAGGAAUCAAGUGGCUUUCUUGUGGGCCAAAUCUCUUGGAGGGGAAUCAGCUGUAAAACUACUUUCAAAACUUAAUCUAUUGGAAGUAAGCAUUGAUUAUGCGUGUGAAACAUACCAGUUUGACUUUGCAUUUGAGCUGGCACAAUCUGGGCUAAAAUCAAAACUUCCUGAUAUUCAUUAUAAGUAUGCUAUGACGUUGGAAGAUGAAGGCAAAUUUCAAGAAGCUGAAGAGGAAUUUGUCAAAGGUGGUAAACCAAAGGAAGCAGUACUCAUGUACAUACACAACCGAGACUGGGAUAAUGCUCAACGAGUGGCAGAAAAUCAUGACCCUGAAUCAGUAGCGGAAGUCCUCCAAGAACAGGCAAAAGAUGCUUUCAAUAACAAAAACUUUCAACUGUUUGAAUCCUUGCUCUUACGUGCUCAGUUACCAGAACUUAUAAUCAAAUAUUAUCAGCAAUCCGGAAUGUGGGCAGAUGCACUUCGAAUAUGCAAAGAAUAUCUUCCAACAUAUUUGGCUGCUCUGAAAGAGCAAUAUGACAGAGAAGUUGGAGUUAAGGGUUCUAAAGAUGCUAACAGUCUGGUAAGCCAGGCACAUGAGUGGGAGCAGAACAGGGAGUACAAGGCUGCAGUUGACUGCCUUCUAAAGGUAAACUCUUCAAAUACUAGAGAUCAUAACCUUAUUUUAAAAGCGUGGAAUAAAGCAGCUGAUCUGACAAACAGGUUUUUAGAGGAAAAGCAAGCAGUUGAGGUUGCAAAAAUUUUAGGUCCAAAAUUAGCACAGGCCCAGCAAUAUAAUCUAGCUGCUCAACUUUACUUAAAUGUUGACAUGAUUAAAGAAGCAAUAGACACCUUUAUAUCUGCUGGAGAGUGGAGCAAAGCAAAGAAAAUCGCAAAGGAACUAGAGCCAAUGUAUGAGGCAUAUGUAGACAAUCGGUACAAAGACUCACUACGGAAACAGGGUCAAGCUGAUCAGCUGGUGGAUGUGGAUAUUAUUGGUGCUCUUGAUCUUUUGGCAGAACAAGGUCAAUGGGUGCGCUGUCUUGAAACUGCCCAGCCUCAUGGGGCACAAGUACUUCAUAAAUACGUUGCGCUGUAUGCGACACAGCUUAUUAAGGAUGGAGAUCCAAUCAAGGCUCUCAACCUUUAUAUGAAGUAUGAGGCACCUGCAUUCACACAAAAUUACAAUAUUUAUAAACGUAUAGCAAUUGAUAUAUUUAGCUUACCCGACAUGAUGGGGCCAGAUGCAUACAGCACAUGGGCAAAUCUGCGUAAUAUGCUGUUCCAGCUGACUGAGGCAAUGAAAACUACAUCAGAUGCUGGAAGCAAGCUGCAUGAUGAAUUUGAUUUGCUCUUAGUUAUCACACAUUAUUAUACUUCUCGGUGUGCCUUUCGGGAUACUGAGUCUCUAAAACACAUUGCUGCUAAGCUCUCUACAGCGCUUUUGCGACAUUCUGAUAUUAUUCCUGCAGACAAAGCUUUCUUUGAGGCAGGCGUUGAUGCGAGGGCAACUGGCCGUGAUAGUGAGGCUUUUGUAUUUCUCAAUCAUUAUCUUGACCUGUGUGAGGCAAUUGAAGAAAGUAACUUGGAUCUCUUGGAUCACAGUGAUUUUGCCCUGACUGAUUUCCCAAAUGAAAUUCCUCUACCACUAUCUACAAAUAUACCACAGUCUUUGCAUGAAGAAGUGAAGGAGUGGGUUUUGGCUGUAUCAAUGGAUCAAAAAGUGGACCAGGUACUGCCAGUGGAUGAGAGAGGCUUGUACCCUUCAGCACUUUGCUCAAAUGACAGUGCCGGUCCCAUGGCACUUCCCUGUGUAGUGUCUGGAUAUCCUGUCCUCGCUCAGAAGGGCCGCACUCCCAUUGAAUUUAAAAGACCAGGUCGAGCAGCAAACAGAGAAGAUUGGAAUAAGCUGUUGAUGGCUGCAAAGAUGAACCCAGAAUCACACGUGACAGAUAUUAUUGGGUUUAUUGGAGAGUGGUGUGGAGGCACUCCUAGCUUUUCUUUCCAAUGAUAUGAAAAACGAAUCUAACAAAAAUGUUUGGUAUUUGUUUAAUAGUUGAUAAGAAAUGUCCGUUUUUAAUGUAAGGCCGUAAGUUUCCUCAAGUGUGAGCUUCAUGUAUAACUUUUUAAAGGCCAGCCAAGUCACCUUGCACAGUCGUAGUAAUCUACCAACAAGCUGUGUUGCAAUUUCCAGGCAGUAUUGAUGCACUCAUCCAGUGCAUAAAAUGUGCUUUUAACAAUGUACAGUCUUAUACUCUUUAUGUAGUAGUGUGGUGUGCAAUAGCUGUCAUUGGGCACAUGAAAACAGCUUCCGAAAUUUUUGUGUCACUACUUUUAAAUGUGUGUAUUGAGAUUCACUGUUUUUGAAGUGACUGAUUUAUGUUAUAAAGAGUGACAAGAGAAGCCAUGUUUGCAGGUUUGUUUUCAUGUAAGAUAAAAAAAAUACCCGGUGGGCAGACUCAUUUUUAGUAUAACGAAACAAAUUUAUUAAUGGAAUGAAGGGUGAAAGAUAUAAGCUCAUCUGGCUUGGCCUAUCUUUGAAAAUCCAUUGACUAUUCGUAAUGAGACACCACUAUAAUGAAUGUUUUACCAUUUUUGCAUACGCUGAGGAUCUAAUGUACUGAAAGAUGUACUUUCUCAUUUCAUAUUUUUGUGUACUGUAAUGGAUAACAACUGUGAGAAGCAUGGAGUGCACUGAGAGAGUACACUUACUAGUGGUCCAUCUUUGGCUGACAUUUUUUGAGCAGAAUGAAGAGAUUAAAGUUCACAACACUGUUUAAUUAGCAAUAACCUGCUAAACUGGCAACAUGUUACUGUUUCUCAGACACAUGUCAUGCAAAGUUUCACUUGAUGAGUUAUUGUAUAUAUAUGAGCAACCAUGGAAACCUAAAAAGCCAGCUGAUUUAUAUUCAUAUUAUUAUUAAUGGUGAUUCUAAUAAAGAAUGCAGUUUUAAA